AUGGCUCGCCCCAAAAGGAACAGAGCUGUGAUCAUUGUCAAUUAUCAGUUCUUUCAAGCCAAAGAAGAACUUAACCGAAGAGAGGGGGCCAAAAAGGAAGCAGACAAGCUUUUUAAAGCCCUUUCCAAGUGCAAUUAUGAUGUGAAAUUGUUCAUGGAUUUGACAGCCGAAGAAAUAGAAGAGGUGUAUGAGAAAGAAAGCCGGGCACUACAUGGGAAAUAUUUUGUGAGCAUCCUCUCAAGCCACGGAGAAGAAGGCAGCAUAAUGGAUAGCCGAGGACAAGCAUUAAAGCUAACUCGCAUUUAUAAGAUCUUAUCUCCUGAAAGGUGUCCACAUUUGGCAGCAACGUCUAAAAUCUUCUUCAUACAGGCAUGCCGCGGAGAGAGAUUUGAUGAUGGCAUCCAAGUAGAAACAGAUAGCAGUGCACCAGAGGAAGACUAUUUCUCACAUUACCUGUCUAUUCCCGAAAAUACUGCUGUCAUGUUUUCUUGCAGCCCAGGCUAUGUUUCCUUCAGCAAUCAGUUGGAAUCGAUGUUUCUCAGAGCAUUACUGGACGUGCUAGAAGGAGAGAAAAGAAAACUGAAAGUCACCACACUCAUGACUUGGAUUAACUGGAAGGUUGCUUUUUUUUGUGAAGCAAAAGGAAGGAAAUAUAAGGGCAAAAAAGAGAUGCCCUGCUUUGUCACAAACAUGGUGGAGGAGGUUUACCCUUUUAAAGAAGACAGGGAAUACUUGGAUUAACCAGAUCACUCCAAACCUACAAAUACAACUCAGUCGUCGGUUCAUAAUGCAGUUUGAUUUUUCGGUUCCACCACAAAUCCGCGAAGCCCUUAUCCGCGGAGACAUAAGCGCGAAAACUAAUUCGCGCCGUUCUAAAACGCGACCCUACCGCGAUGACAUAAUCACGGAGGGCAAAUUCACGCAUUCCCAAGCAUUCAGUACCCUAAACCUAACCCUAAACCUAACCCUAAACCUAACCCUAAAACAAACCCCUAAACC
Messenger RNA from Thamnophis elegans (Western terrestrial garter snake), 999 nucleotides. RefSeq names its product caspase-7-like. Gene Ontology annotation, biological process: proteolysis. The record is from RefSeq and is a predicted model, not a curated record. The transcript has 4 exons. Lineage: Eukaryota; Metazoa; Chordata; Lepidosauria; Squamata; Natricidae. The coding region runs from base 1 to 741 and encodes 246 amino acids. Gene Ontology annotation, molecular function: cysteine-type endopeptidase activity.